AUGGGCGAACAAAUGGACUUUCUGUCCAAAUUCAUCACUACCCACCGAGUGCCCGAAGAUGCCCGCCAACAUUUCGCAUCCAUCGAAUGGACCAACAAGUACCUGUCCGACCCUCUCUAUAAAGCCAUCCCGACCUUCUCUCGCGCCCCCAAGGAGUCUGGCGAAGACUAUUUCUUCUCCCACACUAUCAGCUCCCCUUCCACUAUUCCGCACCUGAUCACGCUGCAAUUGAAGGACUACCAAACCCCUCCAGAAAGCGUAAAAGGACAAUUGGAAACAAGGCAGAGUCAUACCGAGGUGGCCAAAGUCCCCGAGAAACCGGACUGUAUCAUAUUGUUGGAACUGGGACGGCCAGGUCUGGACGGCCACCCCGCAGUCAUCCACGGAGGCAUGGCCUGCGCCAUUCUCGAUGAGAUGAUGGGUCUUUGUGUGAUGCUUCACCAGCAACACAUCUCCGGACCCAGAGAUUCGCUCUUCACCGUCAGUCUGAACGUAACUUACCGUGCACCUGUUCCUACUCCAGGCGACGUCCUCGUCAGAUGCUGGCUGGUAGGAAGAGAAGGUCGCAAAUGGUUGUCGCGAGGCCAAAUCGUCGAUAAAGACGGUCUAGUCAUGACCGAAGCAGAGGGACUGUGGGUGCUAGCCAAACGACAAGAAAAAUUAUAA
Molecule: messenger RNA, 666 nt
Organism: Rhinocladiella mackenziei CBS 650.93
Lineage: Eukaryota; Fungi; Ascomycota; Eurotiomycetes; Chaetothyriales; Herpotrichiellaceae
Exons: 1
Coding region: 1-666 (221 amino acids)
Source: RefSeq, a predicted model, not a curated record